Molecule: messenger RNA, 3611 nt
Organism: Sphaerulina musiva SO2202
Lineage: Eukaryota; Fungi; Ascomycota; Dothideomycetes; Mycosphaerellales; Mycosphaerellaceae
Product: Rad4-domain-containing protein
Exons: 1
Coding region: 45-3563 (1172 amino acids)
Biological process (GO): mismatch repair; nucleotide-excision repair
Cellular component (GO): XPC complex; nucleotide-excision repair factor 2 complex; cytoplasm
Molecular function (GO): damaged DNA binding; single-stranded DNA binding
Source: RefSeq, a predicted model, not a curated record
CCACCACCUCCUCCUCGAAACGACAUGAACCCAGCUCCGCAAUCAUGGCGCCCGCCAAACGACCCCGAACGCAGACGAAGGCGCAUCGAAGCACGCUCUUCGAUGCAGCUGACACGCCUCCACCGAAACAGACCACAUCAGCGGCCGAGACGAAGAAGUUUCUAGAGAGCCUCGACAACGACGACGACGACGACGAAUCUCUGAGCGAUCUGGACAGCGAUGAUUUCGAAGAUGUGGCGCCAGCAAGGAAGAAGCCAAAGAUGGCCCAUAUCGAUUCUGCACAGAUCGGGCAGGAUGAGCGUGCCAACGACGACGACGACGACGACGACGACGACGAUGAUGGAAUGGACUGGGAAGAUGCCACCACUGCACACCCCAACGUCGUUCCCUCCUCCAAACCGGAUGUCGAGAUUGCCGACAUUGAUGUAUCGCUCAACGAGGAUGGCGUCUACGUAGAGCCGGAACUCUCACUGGCCACGGGGAAGAAGGGUCCCUCCAAGCGUGAACGGCAAUUCCGAGUCCUGACACACUGUUUGCAUGUUCAGAGCUUGAUGUGGCACAACACGGUACGGAACUCGUGGCUCAAUGACACCGAAGUGCAGAAGAUUCUCGUGGAUGGGCUGGGAGAUGGCGUCAAGAAGGAGAUUACGCGGUGGAGGGAGAAUAUGGGAAUUUUGACAAAAGAGGAAUUGGAAGCGAAAAAGGCGGCAGCAGCAAAACUGAGAGCGAGAAAUGAGAAGAAGGGAAAAGGCAAGAGAAGCAAGACGAGAGACUGGAGCUAUGAAGCCGAACACCUGGACCAAGGUGUGCCAAAUCUGAGUCAGGGCGAUCCCUUAUUGAGGUUGCUCAAGGUCCUAGCAGCAUACUGGCGGAAACGCUUCACUGUGACAGCGCCUGCUUUUCGCAAGCAGGGUUACAUGCCAUUGAAGCGGCUACGAGAUGAGAUCCAACAUUGGAGCAAGAAUAUGGGAGAUGCAGAUGAGCAUGGUGAGCGCAUUGAGAAUCUGGAUGCGUUCCGAAACCUGGCAAAGUCUUGCGAAGGAUCACGAGAUGUGGGUGCUCAGCUCUUCGUGGCCCUUCUCCGAGCUAUUGGUCUGGAGACGCGAAUGGUGGCGAACCUCCAGCCUGCGGGGACGGGAUUCAGCAAAGCUGAGGAGGCGCUUGAGAAGAAGAAGAAGAAGAAGAAGGAGAAGAAAGGGGUGGAUACUGCAAUGUCGGAGAAGGAAGACGAUGAUCUACCAUCUGCGAAGACAUCCAAGGUCGCCCAGAAAGCCACGCCAACGAGCAAGACGGGAACCUCCAAUGGAAAGUCAGCUCGAGGCGCCAAGACGAAGCCGAUCAAUCUAGAAGAGUCAGGAAGUGAGUUGAGUGAGCUACCCCUGGAGGCGGAAGAAGACGACGUAUCGCUGGUGGACAUCACUACUCCGUCUUCACUACCACAGAAGAAGGCUCACAAAAAGUACGACCGCGACCUCGCCUUUCCCACCUACUGGACCGAAGUGUGUUCGCCCGUCUCGCACAAAUGGAUACCUGUCGAUCCCAUCGUCCUCUCGACCAUCGCCUCCACCGAUGAACUACUUCAAACUUUCGAACCUCGUGGCAAAAAGGCGGACAUGGCAAAGCAAGUCAUGUGCUAUACGAUUGCAUUCAGCGCAGAUGGCUCGGCCAAAGACGUCACCGUGAGAUACUUGAAGAAGCAUCAACUACCAGGCAAGACAAGGGGUAUGCGCAUCGUGGCCGAGAAAGUGCCCAUCUACAACAAACGCGGAAAGGUCAAGAAGUACGAGAAUUACGACUGGUUUCGUACGGUGAUGUCGAGCUACGACCGACCGCAGACCAAACGCACCGCUGCCGACGACCUAGAAGAGCAAACGGACCUCAAGCCUUGGAAACCCGUCAAGGAGGCAAAGGAAGUUGAGAAGGAGAGUCUGCAGUGGUACAAACAGUCUGCAGAAUUCGUUCUCGAACAACACCUGCGUCGUGAAGAAGCAAUCGUCCCGGGGGCCAAACCGGUUCGAGACUUCAUCGCGGGCAAAGGCGAUAAAGCAGUCACCCAUCCGGUGUAUAAGCGUAGCGAUGUGGCCACCUGCAAGACCGUCGAAUCAUGGCAUAAAGAAGGGCGUGAGGUCAAGGUCGGCGAACAUCCCAUGAAACAUGUACCAGUACGUGCCGUCACUCUCCUUCGCAAACGGGAGAUGGAGGAACACUUCAAGGAGCACGGCGAAAAGUUACAGCAAGGUCUGUACUCUUGGGAUCAGACAGACUGGAUCAUUCCCCCUCCCAUCCACAACGGCGUUAUCCCGAAAAAUGCCUUUGGAAACAUGGACGUCUAUGUGGACACCAUGGUCCCCGCGGGUGCAGUACAUCUCCCCCUCAAGGGCAGUGCGAAGAUCUGCAGGAAGCUCGAGAUUGACUACGCCGAAGCGUGUGUUGGGUUCGAGUUUGGAAAGCAGCGCGCAGUGCCGGUUCUGUCCGGUGUGGUCGUAGCCGAGGAACACGAAAUCCUCGUCCGAGACGCGUGGAAGGAGCAGCAGAUUGAGAUCAAACGCAAAGAAGACACUAAACGCACCGCAGCGGCGCUCCAUUGGUGGCGGAAAAUGGUGAUGGGUAUGCGGAUUGUGGAGCGCAUGCGAGCCGAGUAUGAUGAGACAUCUGGCGAUCCUGACGCGAGCAACCCGUUUGCGAGGAAAGCAACAGCUCAAGCUCGACAUGUCCCAGCCGUAGUGGUCGAGGAGGAUGUCGGCGCCGGAGGGUUCUUCCCACCUGGACAUGUGGAAGAAGAGUCGCGAGAACAUGAACGUCAGCUGCGCCGCGAAGCGCCCUCCGAAGAUGUCAAUGGGAACGGUAGUGGUGGCUUCUUUGCCGGAAGUGAGGACGAAGGAAGUGCCGCUGGCGAUGGCGGGUUUCUCGUUGUCGAAGAGGGUCCUGACGGCGAUACAUCGACGCGCCCGUCCGUUGCUACUCCCUUCACGCCCAUGUCGUUACAAUCGGUACACCAAGCACCAGAGCCCGAUGAAGCAUAUAGGAGCAACGGUGCCGGUGGCUUCUUGGUCGACAACAGCGAGCAAGAAGAGGAUGAGGAGGAGGAGCAAGCGCCAAAUCCUGGUGUGGUGAAGCGUUCCCGUACAGCAAGCAGAGCUCCUGCAAUGAAAGCUACGAGAAUGGCAGAAAAGCCAGCAAUUCGCCAGACUCCCGCAAGAAGCGCAGUCUCGAGGAAAGCACCCGCACUAACAACGCCUUCGAGCGACUCGAAUCUCUCCGAGCUCGAAGACGACGAGGACCCGGGAGAUACUGGGAAGCCUGCGCUAGCUCCACUGCGUCGGGAACGCAGUUCACCCCAAGUGAUGAUCUCGCCUGUGAAGAAGAGAGCCACUAGAGCGCGGUCGAGGACUAGCAAUGGGAAGAGAGCGACACCUGUAAAAAGUCAAUACUUUGAGCAUGAUGAUAAUGGGGUUGACGAAGAUGAAAAUAAUAACCACCAUAACGAAGACGAUGAGAAUGACAGCGAACCAGAAGUUGUCAGACCUACGAGAACAACUGCUCGGACCAGGAAUAGGAGAUAGAUUGUUACACUAUCGAUAUGUAGAGCUGUAAUAUUAAUUUGUACUUUU